This is a messenger RNA of Hemicordylus capensis (graceful crag lizard), 10190 nucleotides long. It is a transcript of the gene DMP1, whose product is annotated as dentin matrix acidic phosphoprotein 1. The transcript has 5 exons. NCBI's taxonomy places the organism in Eukaryota, Metazoa, Chordata, Lepidosauria, Squamata, Cordylidae. Gene Ontology annotation, cellular component: extracellular matrix. The record is from RefSeq and is a predicted model, not a curated record. Bases 5255 to 7441 code for a protein of 728 amino acids. Gene Ontology annotation, biological process: ossification; extracellular matrix organization. Gene Ontology annotation, molecular function: extracellular matrix binding.
GGCCCAGAGUCACCCAGCAAGUAUCAUGGCUGAAUGGGGAUUUGAACUCGGGUCUCCCCGGUCCUAGUCCAGCACUCUAACCACAUCAUUUGCUUUAUAGUGCUUAACAGGGCUUCUAUAGUAUAUAGAUUUGUAUCUAACAUGGCAGGAUCAAACACAAGCGCACACACAUACAGAGACACAGGAGAAGAACUGUACAAGCCACUAGUAAAGCACAGACCAGCUACAAAAGGCUGCUUCUGUGGAGAGUGAAUGCAUUCUGAAGUCACCAGGACAGCUCUACCUGCCUGAUUAUUUAAAAAAUGAAUACUACUAAUAAACAACAACAAGAAGAAAGAACUCUGAGACAGAGUGAUACAGUGGUUAGUAUGCUGGACUAGACUGGGGAAAUCAAUUGCUUCUCGGCCUUUGGCUAAGAUCAAGUGUAGUAUGAAGAGUGACGGGGGAAAUCCAAGUUCAAAUCCCCAUUCAGCCAUGAAACUCACUGGGUGACUCUUAGCAUAACCUUCCUCAUAGGGCUGUUGGAAAAAUAAAUGUAACCAUGUGCACCACUCUGGGCUUCUUGGAGGAAGCACAGGCUAUACAUGUGAAAGUAAAUAAAUCUAGAGAAGCCACAAGUAAAGCAGAGACUAGUGGAGGGCAAAUGCAUCCUGAAGUCACAAGGGCAGCUCUGCCUGCCUAUUUCAAAAAUGCAUGCAUAAAUAAUAGGCAAGUUGUUCUAGUAAAAACUAAUCUGCCUUCGUUCCUUUCACUAUCCCUACAACUGGACUAGAUUAGUUAGGAGGUCCUCAAGUUAGACCUCUUGAGCCUCAAACAUUCUUGGAGUGGAGUGGAUGACAUCUAUCUAUCUAUCUAUUGCAUUUCUAUACCGCCUAAUAUAGAAAUCUCCAGGCGGUGAGAUUUACCACCAAAUUAUACCAUUAAGUUAUCCCUAUGUGUCACUAUAACUGUACCAAAUUUGGUUCAAAUCAGUUAGAUGGUCCAUAAUUUGGCCCACUUGCACCUCAAACAUUUAUGCAUCUGCCAGCUUGAAUUGGGGUAGAUUACAUCAUCACAAAUUACACCAUUGAUGUGUCCCUGUGUGUCAGUCCCUACAACUGUACCAAAUUUGGUUCAAAAAUGGUUGGACCAUCCACAGGUUAGCCCAUUUGCACUUCAGACGUUCAUGUGUCUGCCAUCUUGGACAGAGUAGAUGACAUCAUCAGAAACUAUGCCAUUGGGGCAUCCCUAUGUGUCCCUAUAGCUGUAGCAAAUUUGGUUCAAUUCGGUUAGGUGGUUCACAAGUUAGUCCAUUUGCAGCUCAAAGGUUUACACAUCUGCUAUCUUGAAUCAUGGUGGAUGACAUCAUCACAAACUAUGCCAUUAAGGUGUCCCUAUGUGUCCUACAAUUGUACCCAAUUUAGUUUAUAGUAGCUGGGCCGGGCGCAGAGCAUCUGCACCUCUGCUGGCCGGCCCGGCCCACUUCUCCCCCCGCCCACCGGCCUGGCCGCAGUUUCUGGCCGGCUUUCAACCCAACACGUCCCCUCCUCAUCCUGGCAGCCGGGCUGGCCUGCCGCCGCCUGCUUAUCCUGGCGGCUGGGCUGGUUAGGGUUAGGGUUAGGGUUUGAAUCCCCGCUGGUGUGUUUCCCAGAAUAUGAGGAACUCCUAUAUUGGGCAGCAGUGAUAUAGAGAGGUGCUGAAAGGCAUCAUCAUCUCAUACUGCAUGGAAGAUGGCAAUGGUAAACCCCUCCUGUAUUCUACCAAGAAAAUCACAUGGCACUGUGGUCUCCAGGAGUCGACACCAUCUCGACGGUAAAUAGCAGAGCACUAAGGAAGAGAGCACACACUCCAGUUACAGAGUAGGUAGCAGAGGAUGGUUUAGUUGUUGCAGCUAUUUAGAGAAUACACAUGGAGAUUCUUGUAGAAUGAAAUACUAAGUAUUUAUUGGUUAAGUACACUUUGAUAGGAAAGACUUAAUCCUAAUCUAAAGGACUACAUAAUGAAUAGGUAAGGAGAGAGAGAGAGAGAGAGAUAGAGAUGUUUCCAUCUAUUCUCUAAGUGGAAUGGAAGGAUUGUGACACAGCAAGCAAAGUGCUGAAAAGUCAGAUCAAAGGUCAUAGAGUAGGGACAGAUAGGGAGACCCUUACUCACUGUCUCUACUCCCAAUGCCCCUAGUGGCCAUUGGUGCAAAAGGUCAAUGCACUGGAACUCCAUAUCCAACACCAUUACUCCCAUCACCCCUAGCCUUUGGCCAUCAUAGUCCAACAAUCUUUGGCAACCCCAGUCUGAGAAUCCCUGCCAAAAGGAGUUUCCUGCUGGGCUGAUCAGAAUCUGUUGGGAUUGCCUGCAGCAGUCAAGGAUGCCACUAAAAUCCCCGUACCUAUAUAACUGGGGAAGUGUGACCCCAUCCAGAACUGGCAGAUCAAAAUCAAAAUCAAAAUCAUCUCCUGAGUUCCAACCCAGCACAAUAAGUACCUCCAUCUUUGUGAGUGAUGCACCAGGUGGGUGGGUGAGGGACUUCCAGUGCACUUUGGGAGGCUUGUACUUGUGUAUAGGUUCUUUCUUAUAAUCUCCAAAUAGGGCGAUAGUGUCUCGGGGGGCCAAGCAACCCAAGAAUUCUUGCGCACAGCUCACAGACCACACAAAAAUCCACCCUGGAUUUCCCACUAAACUCUUUGUUUGUUUUGUUUCAGCAACUUAAUUAAUAAAGGGUGGGGGAUAGAAGAGAACCCAAGAAUUCUUGCGCACAGCUCACAGUCCACACAAAAAUCCACCCUGGAUUUCCCACUAAACUCUUUGUUUUGUUUCAGCAACUUAAUUAAUAAAGGACGGGGGGUGGGGAUAGAAGCUUUUUUGUUGUUGCCAUUUUCAAACACCUGGGAUUCAGACCCCUGCUAACUGAGCAAAGAGGCACCUUUAAAAAGUGGUGAUUCGCUUUAUUUAGCAAGGAGAGAGCAACUGGCCCUAUCCAUCCCCAGCACAAUACCCCUCCAGUGACUGUUGCUGGUGUCUAUCAUGUUUCUUUUUUAGAUUGUGAGCCCUUUGGGGACAGGGAGCCAUUUUGUUUAUUUAUUAUAUCUAUGUAAACCAUGUUGGGAACCUUUUUAAAAAAGUGGUAUAUAAAUAUACGAAUACGACAAAUAUUUAUAUACCGCUUUUCAACCAACGUUCCCAAAGCGGUUUACAUACAGAAAUUAAAUUUAAUUAAUUAAUUUUGGGGGGGGCUGUAUUCAUAUCUUGCUGAUCCAGUGUAGCAAGGUUACAAAAAUUGAAGAUGGAUCCCUGCUCCCUGCCUUCUUCAGAGAGGGAGAGGGCAAAGAGCAAGUUUUGGGGGCCAGACUUUGGGGGACCUUAUUGCCUUCUAGGGUUGCCAGGCUACAACUGGGAGAUUUCACUCGUACUUUCAUGCUUCACAGCAGGAGAGCAGGUAGCUGUGGUUUCUCCCACUUCUUCCUCCCUGGUCCUGCUUUCUGUCCCCACCUGCUGUGUGGCACACCCAAAGUCCUGCUUAUUGCAGCUGAUGUGAAACGGUUGGGGUUGGCGUGGGGGUUAGUGGUGGUGGCCAUACUACAGGAAGAAUGGGUGUGAGCAUUUGCAGAGGAUUUAAAGGGAAAGGCGGAAUCUCCUGGUUUCAACCUGUCAGCUCUCAAGUGACCUAGCCCCCUCAAGAGAAGCCACUUCCGGGGGCUAAGGUGGAACUCCUAACACAUGUGCUCUCUUGAUGCAGGAGGUCUUUUUGAGGGCUUAUUUCUGAAGAACACUUCUUUUCUUAGCACUUCAUAAACCUUGGUUUUCCAAACCAGCUUGGAGAAGCCCUUCCUGGCAGCUAUUCCUAACAUUCCUUGUGGGUGUUAAGAGGAAGUGGCUGAGUGGUGUGUGGGGAAGCUACUGUUGCUGUCAUGGAUCUUCUUCUGCUUGGAUAAGCUUUCUCUGCCUCCAGUUCCUCAUGUCUCACUAACAGGAUGUGGCAAGGUUUUAUUUCAGUCCCAAACUGGGUGCAGCAGGCUGAGUAAAUGUUCCUAGCACCUCUUCAUAGCGCAUUGAUUAGUGCAGGGCCAAACCUUUCAGGGCUUGGGAGACGAAUGGGACAGAAAGUCAUUCAAACAACAUCUCACAAUGCCACAAGUAAUACAGUGUGUAGUUUACUAGUUAGAGGCCUGGUUGUACAGUCAUUGUCCAGGUCCAUUUAAGAGGUGUUCCCUCAGUCCCAAAUGAAAAUAAUAAAGGAAAAUGUUGAAGAGCCACAGGUUUCUUUCAAGUUUCCACUGCAUGCUGAAGAGGCAACCCACCUCCCAGGUAUCUAUCUCUUUCUCUAUCUCUAUCUACACACACUUUUAAUUUUUAUUUUUGAGAAAUGUACAAAAGACAACACAUUACAAAAAACAACAGAUAAAACUCAGCUCAGGAGCAAAUAAAUAUAACACCUCAAGUUCAUGACUUCACUUAAUUCAUUUAGAAUAUGUGUAAAUAAAAUUAUAAAAUAAAAACCAUUUUUAGCCUUUCAGGCCUUUAAAGCUGAAACUGAAUAGCAGUUUGCCUCUUCAGCGGUUUGCCUCUUCAGCAGGGCAAGUGGCCACACUGGAAAAACUGUCCAACAAGCCCCUAUCUAUGUGUUCUCUUUCCCCCCAUUUUUGCACACAGUUUUGUUUGAUCACAGUCACAUAAGACAAAUUCAGCAGUUCCAUUUUAAUCUGGAAGCCAGGCAUGCUCCCACAUGCUGGCUAUAAAGGCAAGAAGAUAUGGUAGCCCACAAAGAAUGUUGCUGAAGACACAGUUCUUGGGAGCAAUUCAGAACAAACUGUUUGCUUGUGUCAUCUGGAAAUGCAUAUAUUAGCAGGAAACAACAGUCUGGCUAUAUAAGUGGGUGACACUGCCAUUGUUUAUACUCAUAAACCUGCAUGCAUGUGAAAUGGCAUAAAUUUAGAAAUCCAAAUGAACCCUUAGCAAGAUCUCUCAUUAAAUGUAAACUAGUCUAGUCAUUUUGAGAACCACAGCUUAUUUUUAGGGAAAAUAUCCAUCUGGAGGCAGAAAGGAAGCGUGGGAGGACUGGAUUCCUGAUGGUACCUUAUGACAUCAUACUCUUCCGUGAGGCUGCUGAUUGGUCCCUUCAGAACUGAAGCAGAGUUUAAAUUCAUGCAUGGUCAUAGCAGCUAUCAAAAACUGGUACUGAGACUCAAAUAGGGUUUUUUUCUCCUGUUGUGUUGGAGCAAUUUAAACAAAUUCCUGGAGCAACAGCAUUAAAGCAGGCAGAGAGAUAAAAGAUACUAGACCGAAGAUGAAGAGGAGUGCAUUCUUGCUUAUCUCCCUGUGGGCUCUAACCUGUGCUCGACCUGCAUACAGGCACCACAGUGCACAUCACAGGACCUCUGAAGAGCACUGGGCUACUGCAAAUAAAGAAAGCUUGAAUGAGGUAGCUGAUUCUACUGACCUUAGCAAUGAAGACACGGGGAGCAGGCUCAGCAUAAGCACAGAAAGCAGAGAAGACUCUGGUGUCAGCGAACAUGACAGCAGCAGCCACGAGAAUAGUGAAGAAAAUCGUUUUAUCAGAAAGCUUUCCAGCAGUAGCCUGGAGAGCCACUCAGCAGAUGAAUGGAUCACUCGAGACAAUGAUGAUGCUGGUUAUUUCAGAAUCCACCAAGUGGUCCAUGGAAAAUGGGCCGAUGACAAGGAUUUCCAUGACUAUUAUGGCGCAAAAGAAGCUCAUGGGGAUGGUUCUGAUGACCAGUCUCUUGAGAGAGUGCCUCUGGAGGAUCAAAAUGAGAUUCAUGGCACUGACAGCACAGACAACGAAAAGCACGCUCAUGGUGAUAUCAAACAAUCCAAAGACCAGCUGGAUGUUGAAAAUGAUGGCAUGCUUUAUAUACCUGAGCAAGUCUUGUACACCUUCACGGGAACAGGAGGGAAUGAGCUGGCAAAUGAUGAAGACGUCAGCGGUGAUGGAAAUCAUGAGGGUGGUAUUAAUGGGAAAGAUCCAGGACACACUGUACCUCCAAACAAAGGAGACACGCUGCUGCCCUCUGUUACCAAUGGAGAACAAGGUGGUGGCAAUGCUAUAGGCAGACACCAGAGGGACAGUAGCAGCAGCAGUAGCAGCAGCAGUGAGAGCAGCAACAUGGAUAAAGAGGAUAACCACAUUAUUGAUCAUGGCAAAAGACAUGGAGGAGACAGCUAUAGCAGUAGUCAAGAGGACAGAUAUGAUUUUGAUGAUGAAGGGAUGCAAGGUGAUGACCCCCACAUCUCAAAGAACGAUGACAGUGACUCUAGUAUGAUCCAUGGGGAUGGCCACUUGAAAGAAAGCAGCCAGGAAGCCAGCAGAGAAAUAGCGGGGAAGAAAGUCAAACACCACAGCAAGUCAGUGGAACAUUUUGCCAGGAAAGUAUACCACUACGUUGAUGAUGGCUCAGAUGAAGAUCACAGUCCUGAGCAUGAUGAAAGCAAAUCCCUGCAAGAAGAUGAUGCUGAGUCGAAAGAGGACAGCCAAUCUGUAGAAGACAUCAGUCAGUCAACAGAAAAUGUUCUCAGUAGAUCUAGGGAGCAUGCAAACAGCCAUUCCAAAGAGUCUGCAGAGAGUUCAUCCAGAAAACACAGUCACAGCCAGUCCAGGGAAGACGUGCACAGCCAGUCCAGGGAAGACGUGCACAGCCGGUCCAGGGAAGACGUUCACAGCCGGUCCAGGGAAGACGUUCACAGCCAGUCCAGGGAAGACUUGCACAGCCAGUCCAGGGAAGACUUGCACAGCCAGUCCAGGGAAGACUUGCACAGCCAGUCCAGGGAAGACGUUCACAGCCAGUCCAGGGAAGACGUGCAUAGCCAGUCUAGAGAACUCUUGGCAAGCCAGUCUAGAGAGGAUGAAAACAGCCACUCUGGAGAGGAUGAUGACACAGAGUCUGUAGAAGGCAUAAAGAGUGAAUCCACUGAAUACAGCAGGACUUUCCAUAAAAAAACUGUGAAAAAGUCUAAAGAGAUAGAUGACAACUCAGAUGAACACAGUGCUAACAAAUCUGAAGAGCAGCAAAGUGCAUCCAGAGAGUCUAAGGGACAAGACAGCAGUUCAAGUGAGAAGAGCAAGUCUACAGAAGAGAGUGAAGAAUCAGAAGAGGACACAGACAGAUCCAGCCAUGACGACAGCAAGAUGUCUCAGAGUGCAUCAUCUGAGAGCCACAAAGUGUCCCAAGAAAGUGCGGGUAGUGAAGACAGCAAUGAGAGUGAUUCCAGUGAACAUGACCUCAGCUCGGAACAAAGCCAGCCAAGUCAAUCAUCAGAAACCAGCGAAUCCAAAGAAAGCAGCCCUUCUACAGAAACAGACAGUCAGUCCCGAGAGGACACAGCAAGCAAGUCUGACAGUAUAGAGGAUAGCUGGUCAAGAAGCAUGGAGCUGAAAAGCCAAAAGCUAAUGCUUGACAUCUAUCAUAAUAAACCCCUUAGUGAUUACGAUGAUAAUGAUUGCCAGGAUGGGUAUUAAAUGGGUAUUAACUGUACGGAUGUUAGUUUUUUUAAAAAAUGCCCUAUACACUUACAGGCCUUACAGGCCUUGAAGUAGGUUGUAAGUCCCGCCCCAGAACUGUCACUCAGCCCCUCGCUGCUCAUGGUUACAGUGGUGUUGGUGUGAAGAGGGAAGCGCUAUAGCGGUGAGCAAUCCAGGUUGCAGAUCAUGGAAGCACUUGCCCUACUGGUUACAGCGCUUCCCUCUUCAUACAAAACACCACUUUUAUUGUGAGUGGCAAGAACAAGGGGGUGAACAACAGUCAGUGCUGGGGUGGGACUUCUGGCCCACUUUGGUGCUUGUAAGUGUGUAGGGCACUUUAAAAAUUUAAACAAACAAACCUAAUGCCUGUAUAGGGCUAAGCAACUAUGUGUCAUAUUUGAAGGGUCAGGAAGUGAUCUCUUCUUUUAAUUUAUUUUAGCAUUUUAGCAAUGUGAAUAUUGACUCUUGGCAAUUAGAGUGGCCACUGAAUUUCACUAAUAGUGUCAAUCAAGGUCAAUUUGGAGAGCCCUCCGCAGGCAAAAUACACCUGAGGAACUUUGAAAACAGUUUCCGUAUGAUUAACGGGAUCUAUCCAGAGGGUUUCCACACACUAUUAGGUUCCACUAAAUUUUACCUCAAUAGAAAAUUGAGGCAAAUUUGGGGGUUUCUCCUCAGGCAACAAGGAAAGAAUUUGGACGACUAGUGGAAUUUCUCAGGGGUAGUUUGUAUGUGCUGCACUGGGUGGGGGGGAGUUGACAUCGAGGCUAAUGCUGUGCUUGUGCAGACAUGUUGCACAUGUGCAAGGAUGUUGCACAUGUGCAAGGAUGUUUCACUAGCUAGUUCUGCUUUGGGAAUUUGCAUUUGGGAGUCUGCGUUGCAGAAUAGUGCUGUGCUAGCACAACAAAGUGCACAACCCAUGGAGCACCUCCGGUUGGGAAACCAGUUCUUUGGUCUGUUUACAUUGCAGGGAACAUUUACGCAAGAGCACAAUAACACAGGAACAUAAGAUGCUGCCUGGGGUGUAGCUAGGGGAGAGCAGGUCCGGUUUCACCCCUCUCUGUGGAGGCAGUGAGGGAGAUAAUGAAGAAAAUAGGGGUGGUGGUGGAGCUGGUCCCCCCGAGUUCCAUUCACUCAAUUAUAGUUACACCUCUGCAUGCUGCCUUAUACCAAGUCAGACCCAUCCAGCUCAGGAUUGUCCACACUGACUGACAGUCAGGAUUGUCCACACUGACUGACUCUUGCCUGAAACUCCAAGGUUUCAGGCAAGAGUCUCUCCCAGCUCUACCUGGAGAAGCCAAGGAUUGAACCUGGGACCUUCUGCAUGCAAAGCAGAUGCUCUGUCCUUGAGCCCCAGCCCCAACGGACCUUUGGUAUUAUGCACAUCUGUGUGAUAGUCUUGCCGGUACACAGAUUUGUUGCAGAAGUGCUGCAUUAGUCUGGAUGUCGGCCAACAUUCUGUUAACAAAAAAGAGCAGGGACAAGUAGGUUUUCAAGCCAGAAGGAUCAAACUGGCUGGCAAUGCAAGGUAGGCCUGAAGGUCUUCCUCUGGUUCUCUCCAUGCCCUGCUUUCAACCGACCUCGGCAGGCCAGAAGCUCCCAGCCAGCCAAUGGGAGAGCCAGGCCCAUAUUUGACUAUACACUCGGAAGAGAAUGUUGGGCAAAGAACCAAGAGGCACUUCCUCUCCUCACUUGAGCUGCAGUGUGCCAGAAAAAGAAAGCAUUCCCAAUAAGUCCAGGGUUCAUCUUGUUGAGGCUGGCAUGUCUCCCGUUUGAAGGAAGGGCUUUAAAAACAUAGUACUUAACGGGAACAUUUGCAAGCCCUGACUACCUUUAAUUAUGUUUCCUUAAUAAUUCUCCAGUCAAGAAACUGGGUUAGUAGCGAUAACAGAGCUUUCCCAGCCAUCACUGUGGAAUGCUCCACCUUAAGCUUUCUGUCUGUAAGCUGCUUGUGCAACAAUCACAGGCAUCUACUGGCCAGUGCCUGUGACAUUACUGAUGACAAGUAACACACUUCCUGCCCUCCAUAUCUGUGCAUUUUUUUGGUAUUUUGAGAGAGAGGCUGCUUUAAAUGUUUUUAAAAUGCUUUCCAGGAUGAAUGAUUCUCUACUGUUUAGCACAAUUUCUCCUUUAGCUCUUUAAAUCUCAUGAAUGUUAAACUGCUUCUCAUCUUACCACCAUUAUCAUCUUACCCACCACUAAAGGUUUUUUUAAAAAAAAUUAAUAAAUCAUGGCCAGAUCUAUGCUUCAUACACCACACAUUUUUAAAGGGAGCAAAGAGGGAGCAAGUAGCAAAGUUUCUCCCACAACAAUACUUCUGGCCACCCAUCCAAUAAUUAGUGUGCUGCAGGUGCAGGGCUGGUGCUUGAAGCAAUGGGAGGUCUAAUAGGGGACUGACUCCCAUUACUUUUUUUUUUUUUAAGCAUCUGUGUAUAGCUGAGGGCAGGCACGGGUUCCUGAUACACGGUAGCCAGCUCUCUUACGCACAUGUGUGAGAAGCCAAACCAGUCCAUUAACUGUAGCUACUGCAUGUAUGGAAUGCAAAGAAACAGUUGCCAUAUGAUAAAUGCAUGUGAACUUAAGGUGGUUAUGCAGCCUUGGAGGUAUAAUUAAAAUGGGAUAUAUGUAAUAUUUUGUAAUACAUGUAUAGCUGUAUUGGGAAAAUAUUGUGGGGGUUUUUAAAGCCCAUUUUAUACAAGUGGUUUUAAUUUAAAAUGAAUAAAUCUUGUUUGUAUUUCCUAAUAAAGGU